GCAUAGUACUACACAGCAUACAAGAUGUUGCCCGAAGGCCAAGAGUUAACAGAGCUUCUAGCCAAAAAGGAGCAAGAAUGGAAGGAGCUGCAACAGCGUCAGAUCCUUUUCCUACAGAAGAGCCUCAAGGAAGUGCAAACAAACUUCCAGGAGCAAAAAGAGAAAUUUGAGAGGCUGAAGAAGGACUUCAUCCAUAACCUCAAGGUGCUGGCUGAGAGAGACGGCGAGCUGCAGGAGUGCAAAGUGAUGUUCGCCAGACUGAAGGUCGUGGAAAAUGUAAAGCAGUCUGAAAUAAGCGACUUGAGAGUACAGAUUACGAAGCUUCAGCAAGAGCUGCAGAGAGAGAGGAAGAAUUUGAGUGACUUACAGAGUCAUCAUCAACAGAGAAUCAUUGAGCAGCAGAUAGAACUGGAAAAAUUAAACAGCUCUAAAAAUAGUACUAUUGAUCGCCUUAUGGAGGAGUAUGAGAAUGUAAAGCGCCAGCUGGAAAGGAAACUAGAAGAGGUACAAGGAGACCUAAACCUACAGAGACAGGAACUGUCUCUGGAGUUUGAUUGCGAAAUGAAGAAACGUGAACAUGCACAUCGUGUAUGUAUUGAUGAGAUGAACACUUUGGUUCUGUCUAAUGAGCUCAAGGUGAAGUUGCUGACUAACGAAUUGGAAGUUAUGAGGGAAAUGGCACUGAAAGGCGCGGAGUGUCUCCAGAAAGCGGAAUCGGCCAAUGAGAGAAUGCAGGAGCUCCUGAGACAAAAAGACUUUGAAUUGAAGGACUUAUUGGCAGUUAAAGAGGCGCGGAUAAACGAGCUGGAUGCUAAAGUGCAGACACUGCAGAAUCAGCUGAAAAGACAAGAGAGGACUUUUCAACAAAAACACGAACAACUAGACCGCUGUGCACGCGAGAAAGAGUCAGCACUGAAAUUGAUGAAGGAAUCUCACAAUGAGCAGGUCCAAGAGCUGGAGAAACAAAAGAAGGAAGUACAGAUGUGUGUGGAGACUCUGCAGAUGGAGCAGGAAAGGACACAGUGCAAUCAGCAGGCGGAACUGGCAGAGAAGGACAGCACCAUCGCAAAGCUCCAGAAUGACGUGAAAACGUUGAAGACUGGCUGGGAUUCAUACAUCACCCAAGUGUCUCAUGACACUGUAAAUAAAGAUCUUUGCAUUCAGUCUCUGCAAGAGAAGGAGGAGAAGCUGAACGUUCAGAUAGCCAAACUCCAGAAGGACAUAGAGAGGUACCAACAGCAGUUGUCAGGUUCGGUGGAGCGGGAGCGUCUCUUCGAACAGGCCAGGGUGCAGGUGGAGUUAGACUGGCAGAAGCGCUGUGAAGGUAUCGAGAAAACUCAGUAUCAGAAAUCGGAGGAGUUGAUCGAAGGUCUUAGCAAAGCCAAGGAUCAGAUGGAAGCUGAAGUGAAAGAAAAGGACAGAAGGCUGAAUGAGCUGCAGCUUGUGUUAUCCACUGUGACCUGGGAAAGGGACAAAGCUGUGACCACCGUCAGGAAACAGAGAGUUCUCACUGACACAGGAGAACAGUUGGUAGGCACACUUCCUCAGCCGCAAGCAUGUGAACUGGGAAAGUGGUUCCUGUGCCAGGAGGUGUUCCCGGUCCUGUGUUGCAGGUGGGGGAUGCUGGCUGUGGACCUUUUGGCAUCCAUGUUUAACAAGAAAAUGGAUAGAUACGAGUGCAUUUUGGUGAUUCUCAUUGCUCUGGACUGGUCCAGGCUGAUGUGGUUUUCUGUGUUGACACAGGCAGGCAUGCCAGAGUUUGCAUCAAGAGAAAUUCAGACUCUACAAGAGCAAAAUUCAGAACUGCGUCAAGUGAUUGGCCAGAUGAGGAAGGAAAUGGAGAUGCUGUGCGAGCAGAUGUCACCCGCAGCUCCUGAACGGACAAAUCCUCCAUCUGGUGACACCCACGGGACUUCUGCCUCUGCUGAUUAUGUGAAGUCUCUUGAGGAGGAGAUCAAGGAUCUAAAACAAAGGUAUAGGGAGUUGGAAGAGCAGCUUGAGUUGGCUCAGUCACAGAAAUAUUCUCCUGAUCUGCCGUCCACUUCAAAACCAGUGCUACCUGACAACGCCUACAUCCAAACUCACAUCGGGAGCUUAAAUGAAACCAUAGGUGCUUUAAGAGCAGAUAAAGUGGCAUCUGCAGCAGCUGCUAAGAGACUGGAAGCCAGAACAGCCCACCUGGAAUCAAUGGUUGCUGAGCUUACACGGAAGGUCCAGCAAAAACAGGCAGAAAUCAAUCAGCUUCAGUUUCAACUGAACAAUGAGACUCGUCACAGCCAGGCCACCAUCUCCAGCCUCCAACUAAGACAGUCUGAAUUGGAACUGCAGCUCAGUGAAGCCCGGAAAGAGGCGGAAGAAUAUUUUAAAGGCAACCUGAAGCAAAAUCUGGAGACAGUUGGACUUGGGAAUGAGGUGUGUGCACUGAAGCUGGAACUGGCCAGUCAGCGAGUCCCUGUGGUGCUCAGCGAGAGUGAGGCUGUGAGACAGCUACGUGAAGAGGUCCUGGCCCUGCACCAGCAAUUGGCCUCCCUAACAUCAUCAGGUGAUGGACCAACCAACCCUGCCAUACUGAAGAGGAAACUGAAAGAAGCAGUCAAAAGAUUUUCUCGGCUCAACAUGGAGAAACAACAACUGAUUGAGAAAGGGAACAGACUGCAAGCAGAAUUGGCGGAAGGUUCUUCCUUUGGUGAUGUGCAAAUAGUCCUGAAACCAUUGCUGGGAGCUGCCAUCCUGAAUCGAAUGGCAUUGGCUUCAGCAACAGCUCCAGAAGAUCCGAGCAUGUAUGCACCAAACGCAGCAUCCACUUCUAGACACGUGGUUACUGGAAAACCAAAACCUCAGAGCCGCCUUUCAGAACUGGAACGUCUUCAGUACCAGCUAACAUCCCAGGAGUUACAAUUUGCUCAAUACCAGAAACCUCCCAGUGUGUCUGCAAAUGGUCAUUUUAAUGCCAGAGCCAAACCCCAAUUGCACGGUGACAGCUCCGCAAUGCAGACUACUGAAGCAAAACCAACACAGAAAGAGAACCUGUCACCAUCACCUCGUGUGCAUCACGUGAGCAGCGCCCGAUCCUUGCAUUCCGCAGCCUCACUGACAGACGUCGACACAUCUUUGCAAGAAGUUUGGAAGGUGUUGGAUAUGGGAUCAAGUCUGUCACUGCUCAGCUCCCAGGAGGAAACUGAACAAGGUGAAACUCCAGAUACUGUGCUAGUCUCGUCUGACUCUCUUAGAACUUGCAUAAGAGUUUUGGGUCUGUUGGUAUCCACCUUCGAAGCGAUUCCAUUUGCUCAGCUCCAUUCCAGGCCUUUGCAGAGGAACAUUCUUACGGCGUGGGACAAGUCUACUCUAUCUCUAGGUUGUCCGGUUCAGAUUCAGUUGAACAAUGCUAUAGUGGUGGCAUACAUCAAUCACCAGGGGGGCACCAGGUGUGUGUCAGCGGCGAUGGAGGUUCAUUUGAUCUUGGAUUGGGAGGUACUUCAUGUUCCAGUCAUCUCAGCAGUCCACAGGAGUAGAAAACUGACAUGUGCACUUUCUCAGCAGACAAAAUCUGGAUCUGGGAGAACGGUCUCUUCAUCCGGAAGUGUUUCAACAUCUUUGUCAGCGCUGGGGGGCAACAGAUGUGGACCUUCUAGCUUCUCAACACAACAAAAAGAUGGGCAGAUUUGUGUCCAGAACGAGGGAUCCAACGGCAGAUGCAUUGGAUGCCUUAGUAGCCCCGUGGAUCAGUGCACCCUGAUGUAUGCCUUUCCUUCACUAACCUUGUUACCUCGUCUGCUUCGCGGGAACACGAAGGAGUUCCAGUCAAUUUUGUCGCACCAGAUUGGCCUUGAAAGGUGGGGUAUGCCACAGUAUAUUUACAGUUCCUUUUUUGUUGUUGACCAAGUUCUUCUGGUUAUUGUGGUGUCCGCCCCUCUUUUUGGACAACUGCUGGCAAAAUUCAUUGCUAAAACCUUGGAUACGCACGGCGCCAUCCGUGGACAUCACUACGAGCACCAUCACUAUCUGAAAAAGUGGUCUCCAUUGCUGUAUGAGGGAGAGGAUAGAAUUUCUGUGCACAUUAAGCAGGCUCUGGAACUGCAGCAGCAUGACGUGGUCACCGCAGUGGGACUGGUCAGCGUGGGCAGAGACUCCACGCUCCCUGGGACGGCUCAGUCAGGCAAUCACAAGAAAGUGUCUCCUAUUCCGACUCCACAGUCUGCAAUCAGGAAGAGGCCAGAAAAGACUAACCGGUCCGUGAAUACAAAGAGCACAAAGAACCCCAAAAUCCGCAACUACAAUAUAAGAGAUUGA
Nanorana parkeri is the source of this 4290-nucleotide messenger RNA. It is a transcript of the gene CCDC57, whose product is annotated as coiled-coil domain containing 57. Bases 25 to 4290 code for a protein of 1421 amino acids. The record is from RefSeq and is a predicted model, not a curated record. The transcript has 26 exons. NCBI's taxonomy places the organism in Eukaryota, Metazoa, Chordata, Amphibia, Anura, Dicroglossidae.